Messenger RNA from Theileria equi strain WA, 531 nucleotides. RefSeq lists its product as hypothetical. Gene Ontology annotation, molecular function: protein-folding chaperone binding. The record is from RefSeq and is a predicted model, not a curated record. Bases 1 to 531 code for a protein of 176 amino acids. Lineage: Eukaryota; Apicomplexa; Aconoidasida; Piroplasmida; Theileriidae. The transcript is spliced from 7 exons.
AUGGGCAAAAUUGAUUGGUACCAAGAUGAACAUUCGAUAACUAUUAUAUUAUAUUAUGAGAAUAUUGUCAAGGAAUCCAUUCAAUACAGUUUAAAUGAUAGAAAUCUCCAAAUCCAAUUCUUUGAUUCAUCCGACAAUUCAUCGCAAAGUAUUCCUCUAAUUCUUUCAUCUCAUGUGGAGACUCCCGAUUUGUCACUGGACAAUUUCAAAAUAACAACGACCAGUAAAACAGUCGAAUUUAAAUUUAGAAAAGUCUCUCCUGGGUUUUGGCACACACUUGAGGAACAGUCUGAGAAAACGUUCGAAUCCAAACACAAAGGGAGAAUACCAAAUGAUAAGUUUAGUGAUAAAUAUUUCGAAACUGAGUUAAAAGAGGAGAAUGAUGUCGCCCCGGAAGAGAAGUUUUUAAAGUUGUUGCAAGAAAUCUAUUCUGGCGGUGAUGAUAAUACCAAGCGCGCUAUGAUAAAAUCGUUUACUACUUCUUCUGGGCAAGUUCUAUCCACAAAUUGGGAAGAUAUGAAAGAUGAUUGA